AUGCCGGCGGGCCAGAGAAGCGCAAAUGACGGAGAAGGAGAGGAAGGGUGGGACCAAGAGGGGUACGACCCUGAUUACGCCUUCUAUCUUUCGCAACAUAUGGGAUUCGAGGACAGUGUCAGUGGUGCUGCGACGUCGUCUCAAGACCAGCCGGCCGUCGCCACUAAUUCUCAAGGUCAAAGAGAAACUCCGGAAGGAGGGAACCAGCAUAAUCUGAAAAGAAGCCAAGUGAUUGACCCGAUUCCGAUGGAUGUUGAUAAUACUGAAAGUGAUGACGAAGGAGACUGGAGCAGGGGUGAGAUUGAUGGGUUAUUUUGCCCUAUUUGUAUGGAGGGUUGGACUACUGGCGGUGACCAUCAAGUCUGUUGUAUUCCAUGUGGACACAUAUAUGGCAUGUCUUGUAUCAAGAAAUGGCUGCAUCAACUUGGCAAUAGAGGCAAGUGCCCGCAAUGCAAUAGGAAGUGCAAACUCAAAGAUAUCCGACCGCUUUAUGCAUCUCGAAUAGUUGCUGUUGAUCAAGAGUUGCAGAAGCAACUUCGAUCCCUUGAAUCAAAAUGUGCUUCCUUGGAGGAAAAGGAUGCAGACUGGUCUAGGAAAGAGAAAGAAUGGAAAAAGAGAGAACAUGAUUUACAUGUGCAGGUGAAAGAUCUUACAGAGAGGACAACUUAUUUAGAGAAAUCGUUGAAUGAUGCACGGAGUAGUUUGCAAGAACAACUCAACUACGGUAAUCACUUGAGGAAUAAUUUGCUUGAUGAAGUGUAUUAUAAAUUUUUUUUUAUUGAUCGUGUUAAUCAAGGAAGUCCCCCUGGCUUUAUAAUACUGAAGGAGUUACAGAUGCAGGGAGCUCGAUUAUUUGAUUUUGAUAUUCAUAAUCAGUCGUUGUUACUUGCUCGAAGACUUUCAGGAAUGGGAGGAGCAUACAUGCUUACCAAAAUAAGCUUAUUGACUCCUCAUGAGAGAGAAAACAUCCAGCUUCCUGUAAACGUGAAAGUUGUCAAGGAUCUACGUGUUUCUCCUCAUGACAGAUUAGCACUAUUGGCUUCUUUGGGGAAGAAAUUGUCUGUUAUCAGCACGGAAAGCAACAAUACUGUCCUUACCUAUGAUUUACCAACUGCCGCUUGGUCGUGUGCAUGGGAUGUCAAUAAUUCUCAGUAUUUGUAUGCUGGUUUACAGGAUGGCAUGGUUUUAGAAUUUGACCUGCGUCAAACUUCAAGGCCUGUGGAUUCCAUGGUCGGUUUAACAGAUAACCCUGUUCAUACCAUAUACUCACUUUCAGCAGAUUCAGCUUUGAGUUCUGGUCGUCGAUCAGUUCUAACUGCCUCCUCCGCAGGUUUAUGCCAUUGGAACUUUGGCAGCAGCGAAGAGAGGUCUUUCUUGAUACCUGAAUCAUUAAAUCAAGGAGUUUGUAUAUCUCUAGCUUAUGGUCCCAAAAGUGGAGAUAUAGUUGCUUCAUUCCGUCCUAAAGUUCAAAUGGAAGGUCCCACUGGCCUUUCUCAGCCACUGUCCACUCAAUCCUCGUCUCUCUUGGGCCAAGCAGUACAGGGCCUUCAUGCACAUUACAGGAGCGUUGGAGGUACUAAUAGCAUUACAAGAUAUCAGAAACUGGGAUCUACUUGUGCAAAUGUAGAUAGGAUUCGGCUACCACAAUCUGCUGUUAUUGACAGAGGUGACAAGAACUCCUAUUUUGCAGCUGGGGAUGAAGCAACAGGUGACCUGGUCUUGCAAGAGUUGCCCACUUUAGAGUUUGCUCAGCGAAUCAAGUCUUCAAAACCUCCUAUUCGUGAUGUGAAGUAUUCACGGAUCCUAGACUCUGAACUGCUUAGUUGUUUAUGCGAAGAUACGUUGCAACUUUUUAGAUGUAAGCUCCCAUGA
This is a messenger RNA of Oldenlandia corymbosa var. corymbosa, 1872 nucleotides long. NCBI's taxonomy places the organism in Eukaryota, Viridiplantae, Streptophyta, Magnoliopsida, Gentianales, Rubiaceae. The record is from the annotation of a GenBank genome assembly.